Salvelinus fontinalis (brook trout) is the source of this 2874-nucleotide messenger RNA. Its product is annotated as WW domain binding protein 1-like. Lineage: Eukaryota; Metazoa; Chordata; Actinopteri; Salmoniformes; Salmonidae. The coding region runs from base 184 to 597 and encodes 137 amino acids. The record is from RefSeq and is a predicted model, not a curated record. The transcript is spliced from 4 exons.
ACUACAAGACAUUUUGAGUGCACCAUACAGCAAUGUGGCAUUCAACCACUCCAGUGAUCCAUGCAGUGCAAAAAAAGGAAAAGCUCAACACAAAAUUCUUCCUGACUGGCCCUCCUUUGGUCGCCUCCCUCUUCCUCUCUCCUGCAUAUUUUGUUGGGUUUGUUAUCCCAGCCGAGCGCAUUGAUGAGACCAUGGCAUUGUUGCUGGAAAUUACACAGGUUGGUGUGCCAUGGAGACAACAACCAGAGUUAUGUGUGUGAAUCAGACCACUGCUGUGGAGAGUCUCAGUGCUGCAGCUACUACUAUGAGCUCUGGUGGUUCUGGUUGGUGUGGACUCUCAUCAUCAUAUUAAUGUGCUGCUGUGUGUCUCAGCACCGGCGCUACAAGCAGAGCUUCCAGCAGCAGAGGAGACAGAAUGAGAUCAACCUCAUUGUAUACAGAGAGGCCCACAACAACACACAGCAUCUCCCCCUCUAUCUCAGAUUCCUGCCUGACUACAUGCUGCCAACCUAUGAGGAGGUAGUUGACAGCACUGCCACUCCUCCCCCUCCCUACAGUCCCCCUCCAGUUAGCCUCUCUGUCCACCCAGCACCCUGACUGCCCUCAUCCUUCCCCCAGACCACCACCACACCCCCAGACAUAACCCACAUUGUGGCCCCCCUUGUCUACACAGGGGUAGCAUGGCAAUGGUUUCCCUGACAACAAUAACUCGGCGUUGGGCAGGUACCUGCGCUUUACAGGCGACUCGGCAAUCGAGAUGUGUGAUAACCAGGAACUCUGGGAGGGAGGAGGAAGAGGCAUGCUGGGAAGGGAGGAGGAAGCGAACAUCUGUGAUAGAUGCAGACCCCAGAUUCAGAUCCACACAGACACCAAUAUACACACAGACACCAAUAUACACACAGACAUAGAGACUCAGAGUUGAUCCCCCAAACCUGUGAGUGAGAAGUGUGUGUGUGCCUGUGAAUGUGUCCCUCCUUAGAAGAAAGUAGCACAAUGCUUGCAUCACAAUGUGCAUUCCUCUGUAAUGCAGCCGUGCCAUAUGUAGCCUUAUCUUAAGGUGGUGAUGCACUGACCCUAAAAGCCUGGAGUCUCACUGCUGAGCCACACAAAGCCCCAUAGAUUACAGAGUUCUGCACAGUUCAAAUGAUGAAUUUAUGGCAUGUCGAACUGAAUAGAAACUAAAAGCGGGCUGGCAAGGUUGAGAGCUUUGCUGGAGGUACAAAUUGGUUUCAUAGAACCGCUUUCAACACUGCAGACUUCCUCAUUGGUUUUGGGUCGAAUUCAGGCAUAACAGCGGCCUCUUGUGUUAUAUAAUCGUUUAUUUAUUCAGACAAGACAUAAAUGACUAAAUGAGAUACACAGCCUAACAUCAACAUAUGAUGUAGGAAUAUACACAACCGGAAUAAACAAAGAAAGAGAGAUGCGCCAAAAAGGAUUACAAGGUAUUCUUAUUUUUCAUUUUGAGAUUAGCAUGGAGCAUCUUCAUCUGACCUCAUGUUAAAGAGACACCACGUUUAUUGCACAAAAAUUCACACACCUAUGCAGUGCGGAAGUUAAUGUUUGAAACGGUGAAUAUGGUUUAAUGUGUGUCGGUUAUUGUAAUGUGUCUUCAGAACUCCCUUUUACUAAUGAAUCACGAAGUCUUGUUAAGUAGCCUUUCUGUAAUAUAUUAAAUGAUUGAAUAGCCUAUGCUUUGAUUAAUACUGUGUAGCCUUAUUGGGAACUGUCUUUCAGAUAUCUCUAUAGAGUAGUAGAGCAGCUCCCAUCCUCACGGAAGUCCUGUUUAUCUGAGGCCAUGAUUGUACUUCCGAUGUGGGUUUAUUUAGUAUUAUUAUUAUUAUUAUUAUUAUACAGUGGGGAGAACAAGUAUUUGAUACACUACCGAUUUUGCAGGUUUUCCUACUUACAAAGCAUGUAGAGGUCUGUAAUUUUUAUCAUAGGAACACUUCAACUGUGAGAGGCGGAAUCUAAAACAAAAAUCCAGAAAAUCACAUUGUAUGGUUUUUAAGUAAUUAAUUAGCAUUUUAUUGCAUGACAUAAGUAUUUGAUCACCUACCAACCAGUAAGAAUUCCGGCUCUCACAGACCUGUUAGUUUUUCUUUAAGAAGCCCUCCUGUUCUCCACUCAUUACCUGUAUUAACUGCACCUGUUUGAACUCGUUACCUGUAUAAAAGUCACCUGUCCACACACUCAAUCAAACAGACUCCAACCUCUCCACAAUGGCCAAGACCAGAGAGCUGUGUAAGGACAUCAGGAAUAAAAUUGUAGACCUGCACAAGGAUGGGAUGGGCUACAGGACAAUAGGCAAGCAGCUUGGUGAGAAGGCAACAACUGUUGGCGCAAUUAUUAGAAAAUGGAAGAAGUUCAAGAUAACUGUCAAUCACCCUCGGUCUGGGGCUCCAUGCAAGAUCUCACCUCGUGGGGCAUGAAUGAUCAUGAGGAAGGUGAGGGAUCAGCACAGAACUACACGGCAGGACCUGGUCAAUGACCUGAAGAGAGCUGGGACCACAGUCUCAAAGAAAACCAUUAGUUACACACUACGCCGUCAUGGAUUAAAAUCCUGCAGCGCACGCAAGGUCCCCCUGCUCAAGCCAGCACAUGUCCAGGCCCGUCUGAAGUUUGCCAAUGACCAUCUGGAUGAUCCAGAGGUGGAAUGGGAGAAGGUCAUGUGGUCUGAUGAGACAAAAAUAGAGCUUUUUGGUCUGAACUCCACUCGCCGUGUUUGGAGGAAGAAGAAGGAUGAGGACAACCCCAAGAACACCAUCCCAACCGUGAAGCAUGGAGGUGGAAACAUCAGUCUUUGGGGAUGCUUUUCUGCAAAGGGGACAGGACGACUGCACCGUAUUGAGGGGAGGAUGGAUGGGGCCAUGUAUC